GGUCUGGUAUCUUAUGCAUACACUUGUACGUAAACAACACAAUGCGCGCACGGCCCAUGCACACAACAACAGUGUUCGUUAGGAUACUCCGUGGUGGAAUGUAUGUGGAAUGACGGUCGUAUUUUGGAAAAUAAAGAUUUCUUUCACACUGUGUUUGGGAUGAUUCUGUUCCUUGCUCUGUGAUUGGAGUACCUACUGUCGUAUGGUAAGCAUCAUUGGAUUAGUAUGAACUGAAGAACUUGGCAGUGAGAGCACUUCAUUGAAUGGAAGCUUGAUGGAUGGAUGCGUACAUUGUACAUACACGCACUGUGCUAAAUUUGGCAGUAGGCAAUGAUGCUUGAAGAGCUUUCAUCACAACAUUUUGAGUUGAUCUACCCACACUGACAUAUUGUGGAUCUACGUCUACAGUGCAACACAAAGAGUGCAGUAGUAGCAUGACUCAUGCGAUAUUCCAUCAGGUCACCACCUCCAGUGUUUGGAAAUACUGACGUCUUGGAGUUCAUCGUUAUGGCCGAGUGACAAGAUCUUGGGUUUACUCCUCAGUGUGAACAGUUUGGAUUGAGCUAGGGUUCACCAGCUAUCCAGGUCCUCCUUCCUUGCAUGGAUACAUUUCAGUGGCAGCAUCCUCAACCCUCGCCAUGACUACCGCAUCCCGCUGGUUCCGUGACGGCCUCCGCCCGGCCAACGCCCUGUGCCUUUUGACCUUUGCCCUGCUUGUGAUCUCCGCCCUGGGGUCACUUGGGGUGGCUGACGCCUGCCCCUCCAGCUGCACCUGUAGUCUGGUGAGCCGUAAGGGAGGUCGAGAGGGGCGCAGUCGUGAAGGUAGGCGGUCGAGCCGUAGGGAGGUGGUCUGCAGUGGGCGGGGACUGACAGUGCCCAUUGAUCCAUCGACCGUUCCAGGGGACACAGUACAUUUGGAUCUGAGUAACAACCAGAUCACAUCGUUACGUCAGAACGCCUUUUCUGGGCUGUCUUCGCUUCUUCAGUUGAACUUAAGCGGGAACCGCAUCUCCUACAUCGAGCCGAAAAGCUUUGAUGGCUUGGACCAACUUGAGAAGCUGGACCUGUCCAGAAAUCGACUUGGGAGCGUCAACAACAGCAUGUUUGUGGGCCUGGGUAGUCUAGAAGACUUGAAUAUCUCAUUCAACCAGAUUUCCACCAUUGCAGCUGCAACUUUCGACAGGGUUCAAGAAAUAGUUUACCUCGACUUUGCCUCGGACUAUCUGGUCUGCGAUUGCCAACUCAAGUGGAUCGUGCGAUGGAUGAAGGACAACAAAGUGCGCGUAGCCGACACAACGACGUGCGCCUUCCCCCAGUCCAUGCGGGGGGAAAAAGUCAGGCAACUCAAGAGAAAGGAAUUGCACUGUGACUGGCCGUUAGAACUCCCCAUGUUCGAACUGGAGCCAGAAAACAGCCAGGUCGUCUUCAAGGGCGACACCAUCCCCAUCGAGUGCCAGGCCACGUAUCUAGAGGGCGCCAACGAGCGCAUCCAGUGGUUCAAGAACGGCCGACCGAUCCAGACCAACCUGACGGAGGGCAUCAACAUCACCACGGCCGUGCUGCGGGACCAGGCGCGCAUCCGCAGCACGCUGCUGCUCUACAAGAUCCAGAUGGACAGCACCAGUGUGUGGGACAUCGAGUGCCGGGUUACCACCUCGCGGGGCAACAAGAACAAGCACGUCACCGUCAUCAUCCUGGACAACAACGACACCAAGUACUGCCCGGCGACGGUCACGCAAGACAACCGAGGAACUUUCAACUGGCCGCGGACCAUCUCCGGCAUCGGCGAGACCAUCGCCUGCCCCCACGGUGCGGGGACCAGUCACAUGGGCUCCCCCACCCCAGCCGUGGCGACCAGGAAGUGCAACCUGAACGGAGUCUGGGCGUACCAGGAUACCAGCCGGUGCGAAUAUGCUAAUGAGCUGACGCGACGCCUUGAGUCGGCCUCCCUGAUGAGUUACGGCAACUCAACCAUGGCCCUACCCAUUGGCAGAGAGAUAGAGAGCAGCACAUCAGACCCGUCAGCAAUCAGAGAUAAGAUGGACAUUGUCUUCAUUGCUCAAACGUUGGAGAAGUUCAGCACGCUGAGAAACAAAGAGUUGGGCCGGGUAAUGAUUGACAUAGCCAGCAACCUGAUGGAAGUCAGCCCAGACGUUCUGAAGGAGAGCCAGUCCUACACGGACGAACAGUCUUGUAGCAAGAUCAUACAGUCCCUGGAGAGGCUUGCCGAGGAGGUUCCCCGCGACCGUGGCCAGGUCUUCAAUCACAAGGCGGCCAACAUCGCCAUGGAAGUCUUCAACUUUGACACGGACACGUUCUCCGGCAUGGCCUGUGCCUCGUUUACGACACCAAAUCCGACAGAUCCGCAGGAGGCGGGGCUUCAAGACUUCAGGUGCUUCAUGGGAAAUACGAACGCCACCAGCGUGCGACUGAAACAGUCCAAAGCGAUGGUGGAAGCCUCCAUUCAACUCCCCGGUUCCGUGGUUACCAAGGUGAUGGAGGACUACUUCAAGCUCCAGUUUUUCGUCUACAAGAACAGCCGGCUCUUCCCGAGCGUCACCAACUCCUCUGCCACAGCGGAGGACCGGGGAAGGAGGCGGGUGACCAGCCAGGUCAUAUCCAGUAAGAUUGCUGGUUCCAGCGUUCGCAAUAUCAGCAGCCCCAUCAUCCUCAACUUCAGAACGCCAGGCAAGGGUCGCGACCCAGUCCCUGGAUACUGGGAUUUUGACCUACUUUCCAAGGGAGCAUGGAGGAGCCACGGAUGUACCAUCAUGAAGCAGAGCGGCAACACGACCACAGUGCAUUGCAAUCAUCUGACCAACUUUGCCCUACUCAUGGAUGUGACUUCCCCCGGUAUGAUUAACUCCGCUUCCGGUAUUGACCUGCUGCAUCCCGCCAUCUACAUAGGCAGUCUCAUCUUUGUGGUCUUUGUCUUCAUGACAAUGGUCAGCUACAUCUGCUUCAACAGUAACAUCCGACUCAAGCGCAAGUGUCGCCACUCCCUGAUGAACAUGUGCUUCGGCUUCCUGAACCUGGUCAUGUUCUUCGCUGGCGGCAUCAACCGCACCGACCCGCCGGUACUCUGCCGCAUCGUGGGCAUUGGGAUCCACUACUUCAGCAUCUGUUGCUUGCUGUGGAUCGGCAUCGGGGUGCGGAACCUGUACAAGGGACUGACAAGGAAGGAACGUACCUUACCCCCCGGGGAGGCACCCCCACCCCCACGGCCCAUCCUCCGAUUCUACUUCGUGGGAUGGGGUAUUCCGAUGAUCGUCGUGGGCAUCACAGCGGCAGCCGCGGCAAAUAUCGGCAACUACGGCGGAGAACAAAUUUGUUGGAUGGACUUCAACAUCAGCCUGGCCGCAUGCUUUGGAGUGGCCGGCCUCUUUGUUCUAGUCACCUGCAUCAUGUUCGUGGUCAUCGCGGUGCGAGUAGGCUGCAAACCCUCUGAGGAGUCCAAGGCAAGCCGACCGAGCACGGAGCCGGACCCGCAGAUUAACGUGGACAGCGAGUCAGUGGUGACACACAGGACGGGGUUGUCUAAUGUGUCCAGUAUUCUUGAUGGGGAGUAUACCAACCUUAGGCAACUCCAGGCUUCCGUAGUUCUCCUGUUUGGUUUCAUGGCUACCUGGACACUUGCUGCUAUGGCCAUCACGCAGAAGGGCUUUCUCGCCAUGCUGUUCAGUUAUUUGUACGGUGCGGCUAUCGCUUUGCUUGGCUUGUUCAUCUUCCUGUACAACUGUAUUCUGCGGGGAGAUGUCAUGUAUAAUUGGAGGCGGACGUGCGGUUGUACCAAAUCACGGAAUGCGUACGCAGUCGCGCUGUCCAGCUCGCACCCAGGCUCGCAGGCAGGGUCGCAGGUCAUCCCGCCUGGCAACGGCCAUGUGGUCCAGCGCUGCCAGUCGGCAAGCAGCGUGGAUUCCAAUGCCACCAACCGGUCGGCCAACACCAACCAAUCCAACCACUCGCUGAAGUCGGGCUCACGCAAGACCUCCAAGUGCAACUACGUUCCCUCACACACCAACACGGGCACGGACGCCUCCAUCGACAGCAGUACGCAGGACACGGUCACCCGGCCGCACAUGUACGAGAAAGUCCGGGGGAACGGGUACGCGCACAGGUACCACCACAAGGGGCGGACUCGACCCAAGGGGUAUAAGCACUCGCGGUAUUCGCAGAUCGCGAGGGACACGUCAGAUGCGGGGGCAGGGCCGGAAGUCAGCAAUGCUUUACAACCGACGGGCUACGCAGACAGUGUGUCGAGUGGUUCAGUCAUGGCCCGAGUGCCCCAAGUGGCCACAAACUGCAUCGGACUCCAGCCGCAAGCUGUCAGCGUGAGUAGUAUGCAUAGCAUGCCCUCUGGCUCUGCGGCCGUGCAACCAGCAAGACCCCCGUGGCCGAUGGGAAAAGCACCCGAGUUACACAAAUUGCAUCCAAAGAGCUUGCCUGUGGUAGCAGCUCACAACAGCAACACCAGCAUCAGCAAGAACCUGCCUGCCAAUUCUCAACAUGCCCCCCACGUCAUGCCCUUGGACCGACAAGAGGGGGCGGUGCUCAAACGGCGAUCCUCGCGCGAGGACUCACGCCGGUCCUCCGGCAAGAACAAGGCUGCCAAAAGCAGCAAAGAAAUGGAGGAAAAUGCCCUCCAGAGGGAGGAAGUACCAUUGCUGGAAAACCGUCCCUCUGUGUCGGAGCCGCCAAGCUACGAUGAAGUGACCGCUGCCAAACCAUUGGACAGUCAGGUCGCCGAGGGACCACUCGAGAACAAAGACAUUGAGGAGGUGCCGGUGUUCGAUGGAGCGGCCGUAGAAAUGGACUCCCUGAGCCAAACUGGGCAAAGUGACAAGGACGGCUCGGACAAGGACGGCUCGGACAAGAGAGAAACUAGUGUAUAGCAGUAGUGUGAAGAAGCCUUAACAUAUCUUUCAACUUUUUAAAAUUGCUUGUUAUAUGCACUUUAACAUAACUGUUGAUAGUAAUAAUAGAAUAGUCAGUACUGCUCUCUACCAACUGGAACUUCAUCGAGCCACAUCAGGAAUGCAGUGAGUUCCCUCUUUAAGAUUAAAUCGUCCCACAAUAGACUCUUUGUCAUCCCAGCUCACUCUGACAAGGUUUCGACCGAAAUUUCACUGAAAGGGUUGCCUAUUCAUGCUAUUAAAAUAAUUUGGGUGGCUGUAAUAUUCCCUUGCACUGAUUUUUCAUUGUAUUUGCAGAUAAAUCUUUUUUUUUUUUUUUUUUUUUACAAAACAGGGUGUUUGGCCCAAGCCAUUAUUUGGAACAUCUGUUUCAGUUGAAUAGGAAGACAUGUGGUUAACACAGCGCAUUUUUGGCAUGAGAAUAUAUUUGGAGACAAUUGUACUCUUCACCACACACUAUUUCAAACCAUGACUUGUAAAAUGAUGUAGAUUUCUCCGUCCAGCAAACUGCCAGAUUUCCCCUAGUGUUGAAUGCACAAAAUAUAGUAAUAAAAUAAUAAUAAUUGUAAUGCUUACCUGUAAAUAGCGCUUUCCAUCGUAUCAACAAUCUCAAAGCGCUGUACAAUUAUUACCCCGUUCAUCGGGCCACGGGACCACGGGGCAGCCGAUUUCAGCGCACAAUCGGUCCUCUACCCUCACAGGUAACCAUUCAUACUGGUGGAGAGAGGCAAUUGUAGUUAAGUGUCUUGCCCAAGGACAUAAACACCGUGAAGUAGUCGUCCUGUUCUUCUUUUUCCUCAUCACAACAAUGUUGUACUCUCUUGCUAAAUUCUUAUGGUAUUAUUUGUUUUACUAUACCUCGUACUCCCCAAAAUAUUGUCUUGGCAAAGUGUUACUGUGCGCGUGCCACCAUCUUUAUGUCGCUAGGGUAUCUUUAUGUCGCUAGUAUGUUGCUAGGGCAUGUAGGGCGACAUAAAGAUACCCCCGUGCAUGGUAGUUCCAUGAUUGCUUCCUACAGCGUAUGGAGUCUAGCGUGUGGUUGCGACAGUCUACUAUGCACGCAUGCAUAUUUACACUGUGCGCAAAUCCUCGGAUGCGAGCUUGGUAAGCAGCAAAACUACAGGCAAACAUGUGAUGGUGAAUGGACCAGUGAGAAGUCGGCUCUCGAUCAUGAAUAUGUAUGAGACAUACAUGUAGUAAUAUUUUUGGGGCCCCUUCUGAAAUCCAUAUCGGUUUUUUUUGUAUUCAGUUAGUUUGUUAUACAUAUACUUCAGGGAUGCUUCUUUUGUCAAAGAGAUGUUUAUUUUCUUUAUUUUUUUUUUUAACUUUUCACAGUUUCUUGGUCCACAUAAAAAAAGAAAGGCCUCAACUAUUUGGAGUUUUUUUUCAACUGUUUAUUGUACUUAAAUUAUCGUUUUUCUACAAACAGCCCUUAGGAAUGUCUACUUGUACAUAAUGCAGUGCUUUUAUUGGACAUUGUAAAUAGCCAUUCAAAUUAUUGUCUGUCAAAGUUUUUAAUGUAUCGGAUGGUCUUUUCUAUAGUGUGUAUUCACAGUGUAUGUAUUCACAGUUCACAGUACAAGAUGUGUUUUUAUGCACGCACGUCUUUUAACCAAAAGAGACUAUUUUUUCUUCCAGAUAUUGAAAUAUUUCUGGUGGGCUCUUGAAAUGAAAAGAAACAAAACGGAACAAAAUACAAAAUGUACUUGAAAUCAAAAGGGGAAUGAAAUCUGUACUAAAAUUAUGAAACAGGUCAACAUGUUGACAUUAAAUGUAUACAGGUUUAUGGCUUCUGACUAGCGCCCCUUGAACAAAGACAUCGACAAAAUGGGGAACCGCCAACAUAGGGCUGGUUAGCUCAGUUGGUAGAGCACUGGAAAGGUAAUCAGGAGGUCGCAGGUUCAAACCCCGCUCCAGUCAACUUCUUAGUUCAACUUUAAAAAGGAAUCUUUUAAAAGGCGUAAACAUUUGGGCGACAAAGAGUUGUCAAUUGUACUCUGUGUUGCAUUCUUGUGUAUGUUGCGUCAGUACAUGUAUUCAGAUUAAAUCAUUGAUCAGUAAUUAAAGAAAAAUCUGUACUAAAAUCAUGGUACAUGUAAGUAUUACAUUUUUUUCAAAAUGACUUUUGUAUACAUAUUUAUGACAUGUAUACAUGUAUGAUUAGGCUCUUUAUAUAUUUAAUUGCAUUGAAUUGUAUCAUAGUUUGAAUCGUAAUAAUGACCAAUGUACUAGUUGUACUGAUUUUUGUAAUUUAUAGAAAUAGAAGUGGUAACUACUUCCACUAGUUUUUAAUAAGUUAAAGAAAAAGGAACAACACGAACCAACUUCACAAAUUUCAAGGACUGGUAAAAUAUUUUAAAUUUGGUCCGACUGGAUCUUCCAAAUGUGGAUGUGUAUGGUAAAGGCUCCGUGCACAAGUACCCCCUCAAUGGUAAGAAAGGGAGAGUUGGGGGAGACCACUUGGAGAGACAUUGAAACAAAUUGCUGAUGUCGCCGGACGCUCACGCGAAGACGCUAUGGCUUUGCGCACAUUCAGAAUAAAAUAGUUGUGUGUACUUUGCACCAUAUGCACGCAAACCAGUACGCACAGUGGUCAUUGAUCUCCAUUAAUAAGACUGGAUAGGACUCGGCUCCCUCCAUCUUGCGCAUGCACGUGCAGUCAUCGGUGAGGGUUGGAAAGUUUGACAUGCGUUUGUCACACACAGACCAUGCAGCACGCGCACGUCACGCAUGCGCAGUCGCUAACGUUAAACCCGCAAUGUACUACCCAGCUGUUCGUUUGCGUUUUCCGAAUCUUCACUGGGCGCAAGUAUACGCGUGUCCUAUCCAGUCUUACUAAUGGAGAUCAAUGACAGUGGUCACAAAGCGCUCUCUGUUGUUCGUUAAGAUCGUUGUUUUCCAGAAUACCUUUAAAGGUAUUCAUCACUCAUAUAUUGGACAUGUUUUUUUUAUAAAGUUCUAUUUUUGUCGGAACCAUUGAUACCAAAUAUUAAGUGCAAAUAAAUUGCAAGUCCCAGAAUGUUUUUUUUUUUUUUUAAAUUGGGAAUUCAAAAUACAGUAUUCGUCAUCGGAGAUCAUGGGUUUUAAAAUUCUUUUGUAAUCGCAAAAUUUGAUGCUUGUUCUGUCAGUGCGACACGCCAUAAAAAAAUUCAUCGCAUUAAAAAGUGUUCUGUA
Molecule: messenger RNA, 8087 nt
Organism: Patiria miniata (bat star)
Lineage: Eukaryota; Metazoa; Echinodermata; Asteroidea; Valvatida; Asterinidae
Product: adhesion G protein-coupled receptor A3-like
Exons: 19
Coding region: 639-4892 (1417 amino acids)
Biological process (GO): cell surface receptor signaling pathway; G protein-coupled receptor signaling pathway
Cellular component (GO): plasma membrane
Molecular function (GO): protein binding; G protein-coupled receptor activity
Source: RefSeq, a predicted model, not a curated record